UGUACAUGUACAUGUAACUAUAACGUAAUUGAAUAAGUUUUAGUAUUUGUUUAUUGAUGUUUGGUCAAUGGUGUCAACUAUCUAUACCAUGUGUAAUGUUAUUGUAUAUUACACAGAACAGUAAUUAAUUGUCUAGCAUAAUUAAAGGAUCUUACAAAUUACAAGGUAAUCCACUAUGGAUGGUGGAAAGAAGGUAUGGGUGCCCCACGCCCAUGAUGGGUUUAAGCUGGGUCGUAUUGUAGACAUAGGAUCUGAUGACAUCACAAUUGAACCAUUUGAUGCACCGGGAACUGCAAUACAUUCAGUGUAUGACAGAACCUUCCCAGCUGAAGAGUAUGAUAAUAAGGAUGUCGAUGAUAACUGUGGUUUAAUGUACUUGAAUGAAGCCACUCUUCUUCAUAAUUUAAGAAUCAGAUACUUGAAAAACCAGAUCUACACCUACACUGCCAACAUCUUGAUAGCAGUCAAUCCUUAUUUUGAGAUGCCAGAUCUUUAUGCAACACAGACUGUGAAGAAAUACAAUGGAAAAUCUCUUGGAACAAUGCCUCCACAUGUGUUUGCUAUUGCUGACAAAGCUUAUCGUGACAUGAAGGUAACCAAACACAGUCAAUCUGUCAUUGUAAGUGGUGAAUCAGGAGCAGGAAAGACAGAGUCUACCAAAUAUAUUCUGAAAUACCUGACAGAAUCCUGGGGUACAGGGUCAUCUAAUAUAGAACAGAGAAUAUUAGAAUCUAAUCCUUUACUAGAAGCUUUUGGAAAUGCUAAAACAGUGAGAAAUAACAACAGUAGUAGAUUUGGAAAGUUUAUUGAAAUACAUUUUGAUGGAAAGUGUUAUGUAAAUGGAGGCUUUAUUUCUCACUACCUGUUAGAGAAGUCAAGAGUGUGUACUCAGAGUAAAGAGGAGAGAAACUACCACAUCUUUUACCGAUUGUGUGCUGGGGCUCCCGAUCAGCUGCGACAGAAACUUAGUCUGGCUCCUCCAGAUAAAUUCAAGUAUUUGAUGCGUGGAUGUACACAGUACUUCUGUAAUCGUCAAACAGAUAAACAACUUGCUGCUGAUAGAAAAAGCCAACAGUAUCUUAAAGAUGGCAGUCUUCAUGAUCCCAAACUGGAUGAUAUGAAUGAUUUUAAAACUUGUGACCUUGCUAUGACCCAUUUAGGGAUCAGUGAUGAGGAUAAAUUGUCCAUCUAUACACUAGUGGCUGCUGUUCUUCAUCUUGGUAAUCUGGAAUUUGAGGAAAAUGUAGACGAUGCAAAAGGUGGCUGUAAAAUCAAUGGACCAUCAGAGAAGACUCUAGGCAUAUGUAGUGGACUGUUGUCGUUAGACAAGGAGGAGCUCAGAGAAUCAUUGAUAACAAGAGUUAUGCAGACAUCAAAAGGAGGCUCUAAGGGAACACUUAUUAAAGUUCCAUUAAAGAUUGGAGAAGCUAGCAGUGCCAGAGAUGCACUAGCCAAGACCAUCUACUCCAAAUUAUUUGACUAUAUUGUAUCAAGAGUAAAUCAGGCCAUUCCAUUCUCACAGUCCAUGUCUUUCAUUGGCCUUCUGGAUAUUGCUGGAUUUGAGUAUUUCCAAGUAAACAGUUUUGAACAGUUCUGUAUUAAUUAUUGUAAUGAAAAAUUACAACAGUUCUUCAACACCAGAAUUCUGAAAGAAGAACAAGAUCUGUAUGAAAAAGAAGGGUUAGGUGUAAAGAAAAUCCAGUGGACAGAUAACCAAGAUUGUAUAGAAUUGAUAGAAAACAAGAAAAUGGGUAUUUUUGACCUACUUGAUGAAGAGAGUAAACUUCCUGCACCUAAAUAUGAUCAUUUUACCAUGGAGGUUCACAACAGGAACAAAAAUCACUUUAGGCUUAGCCUGCCAAGGAAAUCCAAAUUGAAGUCCCACAGAGAUAUCCGAGACGAAGAGGGAUUCUUGAUUCGUCAUUUUGCUGGUGCUGUUGUUUAUCAUACUAACCAGUUUCUGGACAAGAACAACGAUGCUUUACAUGCCUCGCUGCACUUCCUGAUCCAGGAUAGCAACAACACGCUACUGAAAAAGAUGUUUGAAGGAACGCAGGUCUCUACUGGAAAAUUAAACUUCAUCAGUGUCGGAAGUAAAUUUAGAUCACAGCUGGUUAUACUGAUGGAAAAACUGAAAGCAACAGAAGAUGUAACACUACUGAGGACUCCAACUUUACUUGUCAAAGGUACCAAUUUCAUUAGAUGUAUAAAACCCAAUUUGAAAAUGGUGGAUCAUUUGUUUGAAGGAGGACAGAUUCUGAGUCAGCUGGAGUGUGCAGGUAUGAAUGCUGUAUUAGACCUUAUGCAGCAGGGAUAUCCAUCCAGGACACAGUUUCUAGAACUUUAUAACAUGUAUAAGAAAUUCAUGCCAUCAGAUCUAAUAAGACUGGAUCCAAGAUUGUUCUGUAAGGCAUUAUUCAAGGCUCUUGGACUGGAUGAUAAUGAUUUUAAGUUUGGUCUAACCAAAGUCUUUUUCCGACCAGGGAAGUUUGCUGAAUUUGAUCAGAUCAUGAAAAGCGAUCCAGAAAAUCUAGCAAUAUUGAUCAAAAAGGUUAAGAGGUGGCUGAUUUGCUCACGGUGGAAGAGGGCCCAGUAUGGUGCAGUUAUGGUCAUUAAAUUGAAGAACAAGAUAUUGUGGAGGAGAGAACAGAUAGUAGUCUUACAGAAGUCAAUCAGAAUGUGGAGAGAUGUUAGGAAAUUUAAACCUAAGUAUAAGAUGAUUGUAAAGGCCAAGGGAUCACAAGCCCAGCUUACUAGAAUGCAGGAGAUUGUCAGUCAAUUAAAGAAAGGAAAAGAUUCAGCAGCUAAAAAAGUCAAGAGUAUAGAAGAUUCUCUGGAGAAAUUCAUCAGUAAAAUUAGAACAACGGAGAUGAAGAAGACUGAGAUGGAGUCCCAAUAUAAUCAUUUCCUGACACAGAUGGACCAAACCAUGCAGGAUCUUAGGAAAGAAAUGGAGAAAGAGAAGGUGGCUGCAGAGCAAGAAAGACUCAAGAAGAUACAGGAAGAAAUGGAGAGAGAAAGACAAAAGAAGGAAGAAGAAGAAAGAAAGAGAAAAGAAGAAGAGGAUGCCAGGAAACUAAAAGCAGAAAUGGAAAUGAAAAGAAAGAAAGAAGAAGAAGAGAGAAAGAAAAGGGAAGAAAAGGAAAAGAAGGAGAAGGAAAAAAUGAAAGAUCAACUUGCAAAAGAAGCAGAAGAAAACAAACAGAGACAACAGGUAUUGGAACAGGAAAGACGAGACAGAGAAUUGGCUUUACGUCUUGCAGCAGAGGACGCUAGUGAGGUUGAAGAUGUCGUUGUUCCACCAUUAAAGAGUGCCACAGGAGGCUCUGCAGGGUCUGAAGAAUUUAGAAGUCAACGUGCUGAGGCAUUAUCUAAGAAAUAUGAUCUAACCAAAUGGAAGUAUGCUGAACUUAGAGAUACCAUUAACACUUCUUGUGACAUUGAGUUACUGGAUGCUUGCAGAGAAGAAUUCCAUCGUCGUCUGAAAGUCUACCAUUCAUGGAAACAGAAAAAUAAGAAGAAAUCUGAAGGUCAACCAGAUGAGAGAGCACCUAAUGAGGUGUUACAACAUGCUGAUGAGCCCGCAGUAGCUACCAAAGCUCAAGCACCUAAACAAGCUAACACUCCAGCACAAAGAUUCUUCAAGAUACCAUUUGCACGACCAGCUGAUGAAUUCCGUGGAGAAGCACAGAAGAAACAUGGAAUGUGGUAUGCACAUUUCGAUGGAGAAUGGAUUGCAAGACAAAUGGAAAUUUAUCCAGAGAAGUCACCAAUGCUUAUGGUUGCAGGUGUAGACGACUUACAAAUGUGUGAGUUGAAGCUAGAAGAAACUGGACUGACCCGUAAGAAAGGUGCAGAAAUCCUAGGCAAAGACUUUGAAGGUGAAUGGGGACAAUACGGAGGAAGAGAGUACAUGCAGAAACACGCUAAAAGAGUGUCCUCUAAAUUUCUACAGAAAAGACUCGGAAUCAACUGAUGAUGGCAAAUUUUAGGUCACAUAAUUAUAUAUUUGUUGAGAUACAUUUUUGCUUUUAAUUUAUAUUGUGAUAUUUAUCGAAUGUUUGCUUGUAAGAUAGAAACCUUUAAACUGAAAACCUUUCUUAGAGACACUUUCACAACCUGUUCUAUUUUUAUAUAGUUUUAUAAAAAAAAUAUACACGUCAAAACGGUUACGAUGGCUAGUUUUGUAUGAAUUUUACAUGAGAUGCUGAAAGCUGUUUGAAAUGUUCUUUAAGCAAAACUAUAUUAGAAACAUGCUGAAAUAUUACUUUUUUAUAGUUAAAUAAGCCAGUCAAAAAAUAUUGGUAGAAAUCUAGGAUUUUGCAGAAUUACUCAAGUUAUGCAAAACAUAUUGCUCUUUUGGUAUCUGAAAAGUUAAAUCGUGAUGGGUUUAAAAGCAUUUAAUUAGUACUGAUGUUUUUUUUUAAUUCAAUGGACAUCAGUAUUCUCAAAACAAAAGUUCAAAAGCUUAAAUGAUGAAUGCAAAGCAAAUUGUUGCUUUUAUUGUUGAAAUGACUUGUUAAAUUAUAUCUGUUUGUGGUGAGAUUGAUUGUUACAUAUUUUUGUAUAUUGUUCAUAUAUAUUUUUAAACAUUUCUACAAAGAAUUAUUUGUUUCAUUUCCGUAAAUUCAUUUCAAUGGGUUUUGGGUCUUUGGGAGAUAUUUUUGUAUCAACAAAUAGGUAAAUGGUUGUUGAUAGCGUUAGUUAUAGUUUGGGAAUACAUAUGGUCAUAAGGUGUUUCUUUGGCAUGUUUGGCAGAUACCUAACAUCAUAAUAUUACAUCUAGUUAUAGCAAAAAAUGUAUUGCUUUUUUUUUUAAUAAAAUAAAAUCAAUAAAUGAUCAAAUUUUGCUCACCAUUUUUAUUUUGGCAUUUAAAAAAUAUUCAAGAUGUAAAAUUAGAUACUUUAGCCCUGAGUAAAGUGCUUUAUUUAUCUUUGCUGUCAAAUGCAUCUACCUGGAAACCAUUAACAAUUAGGGAGACUAGAAAUUAAAUAAAUCAAGUUAGCAUAUCUUUCACAUAUUCAUAGUUCUUAUGUGUAUGUGAGCUUAAAUUUGUUUGUCAGCUUGUUAGAACUGAACGAUUUACAGAUUACUGUGGAUUCAUCUAAUUUUUUGGGCAUCACUUUUUGUGUGGAUUGAGAAAAACUUACAGUUUCGUGGAUAUUUGAUUUCAUGGUUUUGAUAAUAUAAUCUCUUCAAACAAACCCUAUAGAAAACUUGUAAUUCGAGAAACAUUUGAUUUUUUUGUUCACCUUUAUCCUCAAAAUCCAUGAAAAUUGGUAUUCAGCAAAUAAGAAUGAAUCCACAGUAAAUUCAAAUUUGGAGUCCUAGUGUUGUGAGUGUAGAUUAAACUAACAAAAUGUAUUUUUUGUUUUGAUAUGAAAAUAUAUCUAUUUUAACAAAAGAUUUUACCCUGCCAAAACAUGGUGAAAAGAAACAAAAUUUCACAUUAAUUUGUCUAUUGAUUCACAAACUCAACUUAAGUCAAUUACAUCAUUUUAUUCAGAUUGUCAACAAAUUAGCUAAGUUCUCACAUUCCUUCAAAAUAAUCUUCACUGCUAUAUAUAAGCACGGCUAUUCUAUUUGGUUGUAUGUAUGCUAUUGCUUUUUAUGUCUGGAUUGUAUCAUUAGUGAGAAUUAUAAAUGAAAAUGGUGGACAUUUAGCUGUGUGUGACAAUCAUUCGGUUUUUAAAAAGAAAUGGAAGAUAUAUGGAGUCGUGUAGCAUUUGUAUUUUUUUUUUUUUUUUUUUUUUUAUGAUAUACUUUCAUUGAUUCAGCAAGGAAAAUAAAUAUAUCCAUUGCAUCAAGAAAUUAGAAUUGUAAGAUCUUAAAAUAUGUUUGAAAUUAAGUUCAAAAUGAAAUUGUCACUUAUAAAUAUUAAUAAAGUACUGUAAACCAACUAAGUUUUGUGAGCAAUUUAUAAAAUUUUACAAGUAGAAAUAUAAUCUUUAUUUUAAUCUUUGCAAAUUUAUAAACAUACAAAAAAAAUAGAAAAUCACAAAAAAACACCAUGCAUUUACUGUAUGAUUAACUUAGUAUUGUGUUUUUUGUAUGAGGUUAACUGAAACAUUUUUAUUCUAAGUGACAACUUUCCAGAUUUUGUUGCACAUACUCAAAGACCAGUAAUUUAUUACCAAGCUAGUGUAAAAGAGAGUUGUGAUUGUUUUUAUUUCUUCCAAGUGUGGUACUAAAUUGAGUACUACAUAUUUUUGUCGGUUACAUACAUAUAUAAUUAACCAAAUGUAAUUUUAUAAGACCAAAACCUAAAUGUUGUUUACAAUUUAUUGCUAUAUUCUUACUUCUUUUUGACAUAUAUGUACGUAUAUAAAUAUACAUAUGGGGACCAAAAGGCCUUGGUGGCAUUCUUUUGAUUAUUGCCAUGGAGUUUGAAUUGUUUCAGAUGAUGAUAGUAUUCAAAAUGGUGUUAAAAAAUAGUUAAUAUAUAAGAGUUUUCUGCCUUAUUUUUUUUAUUAUAUUAUAGAAGUGCUUCAAAAUUAAGGUUGUGGGACCUUCUAUUAUCAGCUGUCUCAAAAAAGCUUUUCAUAUUUAUUUUUUUUACCGUUAAUAAAGUAAAGAUAUUUUACAUAAGUGUGAAAUUUUUAUUAUAUAUAGAAUAUUUUACAUCAUGUUUUUUUUUUUAUCAAAUUUUACCUGAUGUGUACAUGGAUGAUACAAAAUUUGGGAUAAUUGUUGAAAAUAUUGUCUAACCAGUUAAUUAAAUGUGUUUUACAUCUGAGAAAUCCAAGGUUGUGGCUGGCCACAGAAAAUUUUGAUAAUUUCAAAUUUACAUAUUGUCAUUUAAUUGGUCACAAAAAUGUGUAUGGUAAAUUUGACGUCACAUAUUAAUUUCUGUUUUUCAUUUAUUGUUUAUUUCUGUGAAUUUCUGUUUUUGUUGGUUGUGUAUAAAGAGAUGUUGUUUGUCAGACAUAAAUGUACAGAUUCAUUCUUGAUACAUGUAUUGUGCAAAUGGGGGCCAAAAUGUUAUUUUAUUUCUUGUCAAACAGGGACAUGUUACAUUAUUAACAAUUUUACAGCAAAUACUUUUUUUUCAAUUUCUUCAAGCUACAGUUCUUUAACUUGGUUAAAUGUUAGUAUCAAUUUUGGAGAAUGCAUAUUCAAAUGAAAAGAUCAGUAACAAUAGAAUAUGAAUUGUGAAAUUUCUAGAAAAAAACUGUAUAUUUGUUUUACCAGCAUUUCUUACAUGAUUUGUGCUAGGUUUUGUGAUAAUUCUGUGACAUUUGUAGCUGUAGUAAAUUUAUUGUUUUGUUCUUCUGUUUUGAGAUGUGUAUGUUUGGUAAGAUUAAGAAAUUAAAAGAACAAACUACA
Messenger RNA from Mytilus trossulus (common blue mussel), 7327 nucleotides. RefSeq names its product unconventional myosin-VI-like. NCBI's taxonomy places the organism in Eukaryota, Metazoa, Mollusca, Bivalvia, Mytilida, Mytilidae. Gene Ontology annotation, cellular component: cytoplasm; actin cytoskeleton; myosin complex. Gene Ontology annotation, molecular function: microfilament motor activity; ATP binding; actin filament binding. The record is from RefSeq and is a predicted model, not a curated record. The coding region runs from base 176 to 3976 and encodes 1266 amino acids. Gene Ontology annotation, biological process: actin filament organization; endocytosis; vesicle transport along actin filament. The transcript has 33 exons.